Eutrema salsugineum is the source of this 736-nucleotide messenger RNA. RefSeq names its product tobamovirus multiplication protein 2B. The transcript is spliced from 5 exons. The record is from RefSeq and is a predicted model, not a curated record. The coding region runs from base 42 to 431 and encodes 129 amino acids. NCBI's taxonomy places the organism in Eukaryota, Viridiplantae, Streptophyta, Magnoliopsida, Brassicales, Brassicaceae.
GUUUCAAAAAGAGAAGUGUACGAGACCAAACUUGAAGAAAAAUGGCGACGGCAUCGGAAAAUGCAAGAGGAAUCGGCGGAGGUGAUCGAACGGCGAAAGCAAUCGUCGCCGAUCAGAUCUCACAAGCCGUUAAUUCUACUGCUAAACUUCUUCAUCUGAUGCGUCAAUCGUCGUCUUCUCAGGCUCAAUUGGCAAAGCUCCCAAAGAAUCUUUUGGCGAAAGCUUCCUUGACUAAGACAACUGGACAAGCGUUGGCCCAGCUUCCUCAAGUGAUUUCAUCUCUGGAUGCCCAUAUAGAAAGCGGAUUACACAGCGGCGUUCAUCUAAACACAGUAACACAAUUACUUGAAAACAUGGAAAGCACGCAGCUUCGUGCUCUUCGACAAUCUAAUAUAUCCCCUGUGGACAAUCAAUCUCCAGAGCCCAGUUGAACAUUUCAGACAAGUUACAAGUUGUGAUCACUACAAGAUAAGUACAUAUGUUCAAAUCCUUAAACUUCUUCAUAAGUUCCAGUCUCUCUAAUCAAUAUUCUCAUCUUUCUGGUCCCAAAAUUUACAUUUACGACUUUAAAUAUUCUCAAUUUGGCGUUCUUGACGUGUCAAAACUCAAAACAAGUUUUUAGGCAAUCUCUAUGUUGUUUCGUAGUGUUUUAGAAGUCUUUUGUAAGUUGAAACCUUUUUGAUUUAGAAGAAGAAUCACACUUCACUUUUGAUUAAUUGACUUGUUCUUUUAAAAA